Molecule: messenger RNA, 2050 nt
Organism: Trichogramma pretiosum
Lineage: Eukaryota; Metazoa; Arthropoda; Insecta; Hymenoptera; Trichogrammatidae
Gene: 26-29-p
Product: cathepsin L
Exons: 13
Coding region: 175-1854 (559 amino acids)
Biological process (GO): immune response
Cellular component (GO): lysosome
Molecular function (GO): cysteine-type endopeptidase activity
Source: RefSeq, a predicted model, not a curated record
UUGCAGCUCGAUAUAUUAUAUUUAUGCGACGUCGGUCAGUCGUUGUAAGAACGUUACAACGCAUCGUUCGGUGCUUCUCUUGAAGUUUUUCCAGAGUUUCUCAGAAUUUGAAAGACAUUGCAUCAUUCUUAAUAACUCAGAAAUGAUCCACAAUGCAGUGAUUAUCACUGACCUAUGUUUAUUAUAAGCAGAAUAAAGAUGAAUACUCUUACCUUUAUCUGUAUUCUGUUGCUGUGCGGAUAUUGUUCUGCAAAUCCAGUUCAAGCACCAAUUUUCAGCAAUGCUUACACUGCCAAAGGAUCAUUAUAUAUUCCAUAUGCUGAAAUUAGAGAGCCUUUUUAUGCUUGGUAUGAUGGCAAAGGAGGCAGAAGUAGAAUAGAUUAUUAUGGAGGUAUGGUCAAGACCUACCAACUUUCAACUGAGGGUUCUUACGGAUCUAGUAUUAAAAUUGCUCCAAUUACUACUGAAGAAGCAGAGAAUCAGGAAACUUGUUUACAAGUAAAUGGAACAUAUGAACAGAAAAUUACACCUCAAACUAUAAUACCUGACACAACGGGAAUGCAGUGUAUUGGAUCCGAUAUGAUAAAUGGAGUUGAGUGUGAAAAAUGGCGCCUUGUUGAAACUAUUGGUGAAAAAACUAAUAAAUACACUUUGUGGAUUCGUUAUAAAAAAUCUUCUUCUUCACCUCCAAUGAAAGAAGUAGUUCCAGUACGCUAUGAGAUGAAGGGUUUCAAUACUCUCUUAGGAUCCCAUUAUGAUCACUACUACUUGGAAUAUGACUGGUUUUCUUCUGAAACUCCUAGCUCUGAAGUAUUUGAAGUAGAACAAAAUUCCUCUUGUAUAAGUUUUCCUGGACCAGGAGAACAUCGCAUUUAUACUUUCAAUCCCAUUAAAGAAUUUGUCCAUAAUCAUCAAGAUCAUGUUGAUUUAGCUUUCGAUCGCUAUAAGAGUCUACAUAAGAAAGCUUAUGCCCAUGAAGUAGAACACAAAACAAGAAGAGAACAUUUUAAACAUAAUCUCAGAUAUAUUCAUUCUUUGAAUCGAGCUAAUUUGGGUUUCACAUUAGAUGUAAAUCAGUUAGCCGAUCGCUCUGAUGCCGAAUUAAAAGUUUUGCGUGGAAAACAAUACACCGAGCACGGUGAUAAUGGAGGACUGCCGUUCCCCCAUGACGUUGAAAAAGAGAAAAAUGAUGUUCCAGAAAGCUUUGAUUGGAGAUUAUAUGGCGCAGUUACACCCGUUAAAGAUCAAUCUGUCUGUGGAUCCUGCUGGAGUUUCGGUACAACUGGAGCAGUUGAAGGAGCUUACUAUAUGAAGUACAAAAAAUUAGUAAGACUUUCACAACAGGCUCUUAUUGAUUGCUCGUGGGGCUUUGGUAAUAAUGGAUGUGACGGAGGUGAAGAUUUCCGCUCCUACCAGUGGAUAAUAAAACAUGGAGGAUUACCAACGGAAGAAGAAUACGGUGGUUAUCUUGGCCAGGAUGGAUACUGUCACGUUAAAAAUGUGACUCAAAUCGCAAAAUUGAAGGGCUUCGUAAAUGUUAAAACUGGAGAUAUUGAUGCCAUGAAACUGGCAAUCUUCAAGCACGGUCCCAUUUCUGUCGCAAUUGACGCCUCUCAUAAAACGUUUUCAUUCUAUUCGAAUGGUGUUUACUACGAACCAUCAUGCGGAAAUACCGAAAUGUCACUGGAUCAUGCUGUCUUAGCCGUUGGAUAUGGAACGAUGAAUGGAAAAGGAUAUUGGCUUGUUAAAAAUUCUUGGUCCAAUUACUGGGGUAACGACGGUUACAUAUUAAUGGCUCAAAAAGAUAAUAAUUGUGGUGUUCUGACAGCACCCACGUAUGCUAUUGCGGCAUAGUUCCUGAACAUCACGAUGAAUCUCUAAAGAAAAUGAAGUUUAAAUUAUCCUAAAACUACGUGAUAUUACAGUUAUAAACGGCUAUGAAUCAUAGUUAUUGAUUCAAUAAAAAGACUUGAUGACUAAAUAUCAAAAUAUUUUCUUGUACUAAGUUUGUAAAACAUCGAAAUACAAUAUUUUUAAGUAUAAAAUUAUA